Messenger RNA from Dimorphilus gyrociliatus, 1493 nucleotides. The record is from the annotation of a GenBank genome assembly. Lineage: Eukaryota; Metazoa; Annelida; Polychaeta; Dinophilidae.
GUAAAAUCAUUUAGGAAAAUGUUUAAAGCUAAUCGAAAAGGAGAAUAAAAUUAUUAAAGUAGCGCAAUGGAUUAUCAAAAUAUUCAAUAUCGAUCUCCGAAUCAAUCGAAUAGAAUCAUCCUUCCACCAAAUCAGAUCGAUAAUUCAGUGAUAACUCAUUAUAAUUCAUCAGCUUCCAAACUUGUUGGACUACUUCAAUUAAGUUUCGCUUUAUUAGCAAUAUUUGCAAACACAGUUAUAAUAGCCGUUUUAAAUAAUCGAAGUCCUACGGAUGACAAUAAUUACGAGAUGUGGGGCUUUCCAGCUUUUGUUGGUUCGGCCUAUUGGUGCGGAAUAAUAUUCAUGACAUGUGCCUUUAUUGGCUUACUAUCUUCUAGAAAUAAGCAAAAAACCUUAGUGAUUGCCUAUUUAAUUAUGUCUAUUAUCUCCGCUGCUUUUUCAACCGUUGUAGUAUCAAUGGGUAUAAUUGGUUUGUCAGUCGUUGGACCUGACAGCAUGGACAGAGAGACAAGACAUAUCACCAACUCAACGCGUACUUAUGAUUAUUUUUCAAAAAAUGAAAAUUACGACAUCGUCAUGGCUAUGUAUUCAAUUAUGUUACUCUCAGCUAUAAUAGAAGGUAUUUUGGGGAUUAUAUCCUCGUCUUUCUGCUGCUCAGCAAUUUGCUGUAGAAAUAAUAUUAGAAUUUCCGGAGAUAUAAUUUAUAAUUAUGUACAGCAAUUGCAAUCAGAUUCUCGAGCCUAAGAGAUACUUAAAAAGAAUUAUUUCUCUACAUAGUAUAAUUAAGGAAUAUUUUGGACAUGAAUGAUAAAAAUAUGUUAUCUUACGACAUUUAGCUUUUCAAGAAACCCUUUUAGUAAAAUUAUAGACUAAAUAGGUUUGUUUAGUUGGACUCUAAGAAAUAUACGUUAAAUGAAUUCUACUAAUAAAUAGUUAUAAUACUAAUGAUUACUGAAAAUGAGGCAAUAAUUCUAUAUUCUAUUUUAAUUUAUUAUUAUUCUUGUCUUUCCCUAUCCUCUACUCCUUCUUCCCUCCAUCCUAGCUUCUCUCUUUGUCUCAAUUAUCAGUUAAAAAGAAUGUUUCAACUUCUUUAUUUAGCUUCCUUCACAUGAUACUUCACCUUGUUAAAAUCAUUUCCACAUUAAAUAUUCAUGAUGAAUGCAGUUUUCGAAGAAAUUUAAGCAUAUACUCUAAAACUUAUUUAUACUUUAUGCUAUUAGUAAAAGCAACAGGGGACUGAAAAGAAAACUCCCCCAACGAUUUUAUUCUAUUUUUAACUGCUUUUUAAAUAUUUGACAUACUUUUUUAUAAAGAUAUUUUAUGCAAUACAUCAAAUUUAAGUAGAUGAUACUCUAUCAAACUUUUUAAUCCAUAAUGACUUCUUAGCUGUUCAGAUAGUGUAUAAAGCAAAUACGUCAAAAUUAAAUAUACACUUGAAUAUAACGUGCAUACUGUUAAAUAGUAUACACAAAAUGAGAGGAAAGAUAAUAUUU